AUGAACAAUGACGACGUCAGCGAGGGCAGCCGCGAGCUGGUGGAUCUCAGUGCUGAGGCCAUCAGCUCUUUGGGCAUCCACCUCUCGCAGAUCGGUCAGAUCAUCUCCAAGUCCUCGAUGCCGCCGAACAAGGGCGACAGAAGCUGCGCCUUCAAGCUCAAGGAGAAGCUGGAGAUGUACCAGGUGGCCGCAGCUCACUGGGACUGGGUGAUACGCUCCAAGCCCGCAGAAGCCGGCGACUCCGAUCUGAUGGCGGCCAAGCGCCGAAGAACGCGAAAGCAGGGCGAUUCAGUCGGAGAGGGCGAGCAAGGUGGAACCAAGAAGUACCGCCAGGCGAAGGAGGACGACACCGUGGAGGUGCUCUGCUUCAGCUGCCGCCGCGCCAAGGACUCCACGGUGCAGCGGCCGAUGACCGCCUUCCUGAAGAAGGCGCCAGAAGCCGCAUGUGUCAUCGAUCUAUCAGAGCCUGCUGACCCGUCGAUCUGCGCUCGUUGCCGGCGGCCGCUCUGGAAAAAGCUGCCGCGAUACCAUGCCGCGGACGAUGCCUUGAAGGGCGUGGGAGAGCUGCCGCAGCUCGCGCGGCUUCGCGCCUACCGCCGCACAGCAGAGAGGCAGGGUCUGCCCUUCACCAUCUCGGAGCGCAGCGCUUGCGCGAUGAUGCGGCGCGCCUGCCUCGGCUGCGGCGCUGCGGCGCCCUCCCGGGGCCACGGCCUCACGCGGCUGCGGCGCUGGCCGAAGCGAAUUCCCCCCGCCGCGCGGCCGGCGCGGGGCGGCUUCAUGGGCCCCUACGACGAGGAGAACCUCGCCCCUGCCUGCAGCAUGUGCAACAUGAUGAAAGGCUACCGCACUCUUCGGGGCUUUGUCGAGUGCUGUCGACAUAUCGCCACGAAGCACACUGAAGGAGAGAGCUUCGGGGACUAUCCCCAACGCUUCCGCGACAACGUCUCGCGGCGGAGUCGGUCCUGCUACAUCACGCAGUCUAGCACACACACGAAGACACACUCGUUGACCAACGAGCAGUUCAACGCGAUAGUGUCUCAACGGUGCUAUUACUGCCACAAGGAGCCGCGGAAGCCCAAGACCAACGGCCCAGAGGACCGCGGCCACUUCAACGGACUGGACCGCCUGGACUCGACCAACCGGGUCUACGCCUGUGACACCACGGUCGCUGCCUGCGGGGACUGCAACAUCAUGAAGUACCGCUGGGAUUUGGAGGAGUUUCUGGAGCACUGCCGCAAGGUCGCGCGCAACUACCAGGGGAAGGAACUCGAGGAGCCUGAGGCGGAAGUCGAGGAAAGCGAUGAGGCAGAACAGGCCGAGGCGGAGGACGCGGAGGAAGCGGAGGAGCUCUGUCCCGACGUCGUCGACCUGGAGCAAGCCGAGAGCUGUCCUCCAGAGGGCGAAGUGGCGACGCCGGUGGUGCUGAUUAAUUUGUUGCAGAUGCCGCAAGCUAUUCGAAGGAUACCCUGCGUGGUCGCCGAGCCUUGCUUCUGCGUCCUGACAUUGGGGGGAUACACGGACGAGGUCCAGCGCAGACGAAAUGACCUCGAGCAGAAGAUGGCGGAGGACUUCGCGCGGCUCAAGGCCUGGCGAGCCCAGUCCGGCACCGAAGGAAAGGGCUUGGUCGAGGAGUUAGAGGCCCUUUAUGGCCGCGUGCGGCAGCAGGAGAAAGAGAUCAAAGCGAAGCAGAAGAUGAUUGAAGAAGAGCAAGCCAAGGUGGCCGAGCUCAACGAGGCGGUGGCGCUGCGAGAGCGGAAGUGGAACUCCCUGGCGGAGGCGUGGAGCUGA
This is a messenger RNA of Effrenium voratum, 1788 nucleotides long. NCBI's taxonomy places the organism in Eukaryota, Dinophyceae, Suessiales, Symbiodiniaceae. The record is from the annotation of a GenBank genome assembly.